Messenger RNA from Stegodyphus dumicola, 10850 nucleotides. RefSeq lists its product as uncharacterized. Lineage: Eukaryota; Metazoa; Arthropoda; Arachnida; Araneae; Eresidae. Gene Ontology annotation, molecular function: protein binding. The record is from RefSeq and is a predicted model, not a curated record.
UACCUUGUUUGCGAUAAGGUUUCUAUUGUUUUUGUAUCGAUGAUUUUUUUUUUUUUUUUCAGCGCCAGAACUGUUAACUGUUAUUUAUGAUUUUAAAUAGACUUGUGCGGAAGAAGGCGUUAUUGUAUUAAAUUAUGGCUACGUUUUACACGGAAUCUGAGUAUGUGUAUGAUUCCGAAGCUACUAGUUCGGACGAAGACGAAUUAGAUUCAAGUAGGACCAGUCAUCAGAUUCUUGAAACUGUAAAAAAUGACAGAGUUAUUGUUACGCAACCUGAGGAGGACAGAAGGCGGCGCACAAUCAUAGUUGAACGCAGAAAUGGAUCAUUUGGUUUCACAUUACAGACAUAUGGUAUUCAUCAUAAACGAGAUGGGGAAAUAGAACUUAUUACUUAUGUCGAUUAUGUAGAGUAUGAUGGUCCAGCAUUUCGAGCAGGGAUGCGACCAGGGGAUGUCAUUUUAUCCAUAAAUGGGCAUGAUAUGGAAAAAGUUGAUCAUAAAUCAUUAGUCCAAUACAUCCAAAGCUGUGAAAAGACAAUGAGAAUGGUUGUUUUGUUUGAAGAUUGUGUGCACAAAGUUGAAUUACACAUGAAAUAUCUUCGGCUGAAGAGGGUUCUUCAAGAAAAGAAAUAUGAACUAGAACAACUGUGUGAGAAGGAAAGACAGUUACUUCAAGAAUGGAAAGAUCGAGGCAUUCGCAUUCCUCCUAGUCCAUGCUUAGUCACAAGAAUUCACAAUUUAGUGCCCCCUAGUUCUUGUAGUGUUCACAGUUGUGCCAGCUCAGACACCUCCAGUGGUGUGCCUGAAACAGUAAUUUCUGAUGACACCAUUAGUUGUUAUGGUUUUCCUGCUAAUUGUGUUGGGCAUGGGGGCUUCAAAAGUCAUGCUGGAACUGCACAUGCAUCUCCUGUUAUUGUACCAAAGCAAUUUGCUACAUUACCUAAAGCAGCAGGUGCUGUAAGGCGUCCAUGGCCUACAAUCAGUGGUGGAGCAGGAUCUUUAACACCUAAAGGGUCUUGGGAUGGUUUAGAAUCCCAGUCAAGUACAGGCCUUUCAGAAAGUACUGAUUUUUCAGAAUCUUCAAGUCAAGACUCUAGAGCACAUUCACCAGCUUUGUCAAGAAGGUCAGGAAACAAAUCUGAGAGUGAUUUACCAGACAUUGCUCAAGAUGAUGAAGAAGAUGAAGCAGAUAGGGAUGAAGUCACUAGAUUGUAGUAGAGAACUAGUUAGAUUAUCCUACUAAAUGUCAAUUUCCUAACAUGCAUUUGCAUCACUCGGUUAUUUACAUAACUUUUUCUGAACAAAAAUGUAUGAUUAACAAAUUAUGUUUCACGCACUAAACUGCAGUUGAAAAUUUUAUCUAACAUCCUAGUUUUCUAGUUUAGUGAAAAUGUGGACAGAUGUUUUCAAAUAACUUAUUAAUUAGGGCAAAUUUUUUCAAACAACUGAUAAAUGGUAUUAAAAUUUCUGUGUGAAUGAAUGUAUUAAUAUACGUAUUAGAUUUUAAUUUUAAAUUAAUAAUUUAUAUUUUAAAAGUUUAAAUCUUACUAAAAUAUAUGUAAAAUUUGAAUAAUGAGGGUGUUGAUAAUCCUUAUUUAUAUACAUGUAUGCAUUUACUUUUAUUAAAAUAUUCAAAUUUACAUUAUAACAUCUCAUGUAAAAAAGUGCAAAAUACGUUCAAGUACAUUUCAGAAUACUGAGCAGUAAAGAUUUAGUACUAAAUUAAAGUAUUGACUUUUAGGUAUAUUUUAGGAGAUGUAAUAAUUUGUUUUAGGUAUUUAAAUUUUCACUUUCAAGCUGAACAAUAUAUUUUCUUCACCUGUGAUAUAAAAAAUGGUAUGAUUGAUUUAUCCUUAAAAAGAUGUUAUAUUUCUUAAAGCCCAGUGAAUUUUUUUUUUUUUAAUGCAAAAGGCUGUAUUGAAGCUAUUGUCCUACCAAAGGCUUUAAGGGGUCUUUUUUCCUUUUAUAUUUAAUUUUUACCGGCUGGAAAUUUAUUGUAUAUAUGUAUCUGCAAGCUAUGUUCCAUAUCCAGCCAUAUUCUAACAAAUUUUUUACAGCUGUUUGAGUUUAUAUUCAAAAUGUUACGCAUUAUAAAAUACAUUCCUUUUCCUAUCAUUAGUUAAAAUAAAGUUUCAAAUAAAAAAAAAUGAAAUAUAUGGAGAGCUAGAUUUAUAUGUAAUAUUUUUAGUAAUUUUAAGUAUUUUUUAAAAUUCAGUAGAAAAACUGAGAUAUUUCUAGUGUUAACUUUUUUUUUUAAAUUGGGAAAGCAUGUUUGAAUUGUGAUCAAAGCUUGUAUGUUUUUUUGUAACUAAAAAACUUCUAACUCAGUCUUGACUAUUAUUGAGUAUUUAAAAAAUUGUUUUAUAAAUAAGAAUUAUUAAAAAGUAUUUGAUUAUUUUAUUAACACAUUUUGUAAUUUUCAUCUUCAAAAAUUAAAACUAAGACAUAAAUAAGUAUUAUAGAAUUGCUAUUUUAUGCAUCUAUUCUGAAAUAAUUUUAUUUUUUUUUUUGAUCUUAUGAUGGCUGGAUAUAUGUUCUUGUUGAAUAUCUUAUAAAAAUAUUAUUAAUUCAUUUUUUAUUUACUGAAAUACAAUUAAUAGUGACCUUUAAAGGAAUUCUUUAAUUCUUAAUUUAUUCCUUGAAAAAUGCUUUUAUUGAACUAGUUAUGUCUAUAAAUUACUUUUAACUACUUUUCAUCACAGAAAAUUGUGAAUUUUAUUUCAAACUAGUAUUUCUAAUUCAAGAAAAGGAAUAGAAAAGAACAUGGCUACUUAAAGAUCACAUUUGGAACAAAGCAUACAACAUACAAUGUUAUUUAUCAUAUGUGAAUGGCUAACAGCAGUGGCAUAAACUAGAUUUCACUUGGGUUGGACCCAAAUGAAUUUUUUAGAAAUUUUAAUACAGGUAAUUUUUAUUAGUAUGCUUUAAAGGUCACCUAUAAGUUUUCCUGUGAUGUUAUUUGAAACUUAAGAUGUCAAAUAUGAAAAUUGGAGGAGGAUCUUCCUGAAUGUAUCACUGGCUUAUUGCACAAUUGUAUAAAUUUAUAGCAAUUUGUAUCAAUUUAUAUAAAAUAACUGGAUAUCAUUCACUUUUGUUAAGUAUUUUUGAAGUGGAUUUACUGAGAAUUCUUUAUUCCUGAUAAUGAAUGUAACCCAGAUUUCUGCUAAUGGUGAUUCUGUGUUUCUAGUCUAUAUAUACUGUACAUAGUUAUGUUUGUUAUUUAAGAAAUAUAUAUUUAUUUGAAAUUUUAUCUGUGCCUAUAUAUGCUUUCUGUGAUCGUUCUCAAAUCUUGUGUCAAUUAAUGUUUGUACUUAAUCUUUAUCAGUCUCUCUGAAAUGAAUAGUGCCAUAAUUUUUCUCGGACUAGAUGCUGCUGUAGUAUCUCAAAUAUCUCUGGAAACAUUGCCAUUUAGGAAUCUAAUACCAUCAUGAGAAAAAUGGUGAAAUAAUUAAGCUUGUAGGAACUAUUUCUCUGCAAUUUAUUCCUUUUUUCUGCAUGUCAAAAUAAAAAAUAACAAGAAGAAAAUGUCGUUAUAGCAAUUAACAAGACUGUAAAAAGAAACAGUAAAAUAUGUACUGUUAGUAUGAAAUACCACUGUUCUCCCUCCAGUAAAAAUUUCAGGUAGUGAAGGUAAAGGUAAUUAAAAAAAUUUAGGCUAGAAAUGAAAAUAUUUUUUCCAUAUUAAAAAUUUAUAUUAACUAAAUUAAAUAAUUGAAAAUAUUGUCACAGAAUUAAAAAAUAAGGCAUAUACAUGCAAUGCAGGUAAUUUUAAGCUUUGCAUAAUUUUAUAAUUUUGUCAUAUUGUCUAAAAAAUUAGUGGGGCUAGUUUAAGAAAUAUUUUUAAUUUAUAGCACAUGUACUUUACCAUCAUAAAUUUUCAUAAUAAUUGUAAUUUUUUUUUCCUCCUUCAGUUAUCUUUGGUUUCAUUUAUCAUAUCAGUUUCAUUUAAUGUUUUUAGUUUUCUUAAGUGAAAAUAUCAUUUUUACAUUUAUUAGUUUGGUAUUUUCACACAAAAUUAAUAUCUCUUUUUCAAUAGAAUGGCUGUAUUUUUGUACUUCAAAUCUAGUUUCUAAAUUGAUUUUAAUGAUUAUAUAAGAUUCUAAAAAGUAAACUCUUAUCCUAAAAGUGUAAUAUUUAAAAUUAAAAAAAUAUUAAUAUUUUCUAGCUUCUCCAGAGGAUAAGCAUAUUUUGCAUUGCACACAAACUAUCUUGUAAGUGCAAAUCUUUCUUGUAUGAUGUUGCCGUUGCUAUUUGAUUAAAACAAUGUAGCAUUUUGUUUAAAUUAUCUUGGAAUGGACUAUUUCAGUUUAAAAAAAAAACUCAAGAUAUUUUCCUUUAAUGCAAAAGAUACGGACUUUUUAAGAGAGAUCAUUAAACUUUUAAAUAAUGAUUUAAGUAAUUAAUUAAAUUUAAGGGAAAAUUUAUAACAAACAGUAUUUACAAGUUUAUUUAGUAAGAGUAUCGAAACCUCACUUGAAUGAUUUUGAAACCCGAAAAGAUUUUAUUUACAUGUGACAUAUUAUAUCUUUUGUUCACAAAGUAAUUCAUCAUUUCCAUAAUUUUUCAAAAAAUUUUUCAUAGAUAUAUUUGUUGCACCAGCAAGAUGUGUUUUCCUUGAAACCAACUCCCAUUCAUAAAUAGAAUUCCUUAUAAUAACUCAGCGACAAUCAUUUUAAGGAAUUUUUUUGGUUAGCUUUUUGAUGAUGAAACAAAUUUUCUUUUACAGAACUUCUUAAGUAUCUGUAGAAAACAUUUUCCAAAUCACAAUCAUGAUUCAGGUCUCUGCUGUUUGUUAGAUGGUAACUGAGUUGGUGCUAAAAAAGGGCUAAGUCGGAGUCUUUUCUCAUACCUUAACUGAGACACGUGCAAAAUUUCUGAGUAACUCAAAUUUUGUCAAAAUUUUUCAUUUUCUAAAUAAUUAUAAAGUAAUACAAAUAAUAUAAUGUUAACAUGCUUUUCCAAUCCAAUUUUUAAGAACUGUACCGUAAAGAGCAUGCUGACAGCUUCAGUUUUCGAAGUUAGUGUCUUAUCCAAAAGAAGGAAGGGGGAAAAAAAUCUGAAUAUGCACCAGAAUUAUAUUUUUGUCUUGCCUGUUAUGACUAACUUUGUUUUUAUCAGUUAGUUUUUCAACUGGCCACAACUAACCCUGGUAACAACUGUAUAAAUUAACCUUGUUAGAUAGUAUGCCAAUACUUAACCUUUAACUGCUGUGACAAUUUUUUUUUGCAUAAUUACUGUGAGUGGUCUCACAAACUGCUUUAAAGAAACAUGUAAAAAUACAUACUUUUAUGCCUUUUUAAGAAAUGUUAGAUACUUUAUGCAUAUUUAUAGAAUUCUAAUUCAUUUAAAUCAGUAUAUUUUAAACAUAAAUCAUUUGAUUUUACGCAGAUGAAUUCAUAUAAAAUAUACUAUUUUCUUAGUUUUAAGGAAAAGUUUUUAAAGAACAAAGAUUUUAUUAAACAUGCAUGAAAAUAUGUGACUUUAUUAAGUAUUAUUGUCAAUUAAACCAUGAUUCUACAACAGUGAAUUUAAUUAUUAAUAAAUAAUAGAUUAGUAUAUCUUUGUUUACAAGAUGAAUCAUAAGAUGAUAUAAAUUCAAAACACACUUUUUGAGAGUACUGAAAAUACACUGGUUCCUUGCAUUCCAAGCAUUUGUAUGCUGUUUUUCUCUUCUUACAAGGUGGGCACAGACUACAUGUUUUCAUUCUUCUAAUUUUUCUUGAUAAAUCCAUUCUCUUAAUUUCCUUUUGUCCAAGGAUUCUUCUAAUUGUUAUCUUCAGUUCCCUGGGCAAAAACGCAGAAGUUAUCCCAACUUUCAGAUGCAGUUUAAUACAUUGAUUAGCUAAUAAAAGCAUAAAAUGCUUUUCUUUUCAGUUUUGUAGCAUCAGGAUAUGACUGGAACAACAUAUGAACAUAAAUUCCAAGUAUCUUUGCGCUCUGCUCUAGAGCCUAUUUUGCAGGAUGUUUCAUAUCAGGGAGCUGAACUAUUAUGGUAUGUUUUGGUGUUCGUACUGCCUGACUUGGUUCUUUUUUGCUCCAUUUGAAGUGCUUUUUUCCAUAAAAAUUAUCAUUUUGUUCACAGUCAGUAGAAAAAUUGAUAUUCAUCUGCAGAAACUUUUGCUUUCGCUGUGAAUACUACAUGGUUCUUCAGAAUCAGAGUAUUCUACAUCAAAAAAUAUUGUUGACAAGAUAUUCAAUUUCUUUUUGAGUCAGAUAUAUGGAACGUUCUCUUGUAAAAUUUGAAACCAUAUUUAUCACUUUUGCGAAAAACAAGCAUUUGAUAAAUGAUGUCUAUCAUCCACUAAAACUGGUACGCAUCUGCUGUGAGCGGUUUCCCAGACACCUUAAAAAGUAAAAAACGUGAUAACUGAAACCACAAAGCUAGAAGUGUGAAACUGGAUAUGUGACCUUGUGUGACGGGUUUGGGAAGGUAGGAGGAAGGACAGGUACAAUUCUCCGUUUUUAGGGGUGGAAACGAUGGCUAGAAAAUCCUCAGCGGUCUGUCAGACCGCUCACAAUAGUUAAAAGUUAAGAGAAGUAGUGAAGUGGUAUUAAUGUAAAUUAAGAAAGGCAAUUAAAUUUCUUUAUUGAUUUAGAUACACAUGGAGUGUCUUUAAAAGGUUUAUUUUGAAAUUUUUCAUAGGAAUACUUUUUAAUUGUUUAAUAAUUUAAACUCUUAGUAUGUUUACUGCCUUUAGCAAAAAGUUGCCUAUUUAUCAAAUACUGUUCUAAAAUUAUUACAUCAGUUUGUCUUAUAUAAUAGUUCCCUAUUUGUAAUUGUAACAGUUAACAUGUUUUGCUGCUAUGUAUGAUAAUACUUGUAACUGCCAAACUGAGUUUACUUCUCAAAUAUGAGGUAAAGUAUUACUGAUCACCUUACGAAUUUUGCUGUAGCAAAUACAUGUAAUGCUUAAGUGUUUAGCAUACAGGAAGGGGCUAAAUAAUAGACUCGGCGUACUGAAAUAGAUAAUUUAUUUCUCAAAACUUAGAUACAAAAACUAAAUGCUUUUUUUAACACAAAACACACACACCCAAACUUUUUUUUUUGUUCUUGUUUAUUCACUUGGCAAAUGUUAUAAGCAGACUGAUUGAAUUCUUGUUCAGUGAUUCAUACAAGACUAAGGGAAAAUACAUAUUGCAUGUCCAAUUUUGCAUGAAUGCAGAGAAAAGAUGAGUAUUAUUUAGUUUCGAUUUAUCUUGUAGAUGGCAGACGGAGCAAAAAUAUUAUAUGCCAACUAUGAGUAUAUUCGUGUGAAUUUUAUUUACUGCUGAAAUUAAUUUGUUGUAUCUGUAUUUAAAUAAUAAAACUGUGAAAAAUAAUUUAAAAACAUAAAAAUACAAACAGGGUCUUGGUGCAUAUGAAGGGAGCACCAUUAUCAACAGCAAAUGUAUUAAAUAUUUUUAACUACAGCAUUAUAUAUACAAUUGUUAUUUGGAGGAUUUUUCAGAACAAAAUAUUUUUGCGUCAUUAAAUAUUGGUGAUUCUUAAAGAUCUUAAUAAUGGUGAUGGUAUCAUCCUCACUCAUGUACAUGUCUCAUCAACAUUGGCAAUCUAGGAAAUUAAAGGACUGAUUGCUUAGCAAAACAAGCUGUAAAUCUUGAAAUUAACACCACAAUGACAUUGCAUCGUUCUUUGAGAAACAGAGUAAAAAAAUUCUCAAGUGGAAUAAAUUAUUAAGAAAUUCUAUUGCCUCUCUAACUAAAUUAUUUUAUCUUGCUCUUUACAAACUCGAUAAUAAAUACUUUUUCACACAAUUUUGAAAUUACUACAUUUCUAACUAAGCACAGACUUCAAUUCAUAUCUGAAGAGAUUUCAGCUAUCUCAAAUGGACUUAUGUUCCUGUAGCUUUGGGGGAGUACAAAAUGUCAAAAUAUUUUUUUUAGCCAUUCAGAGCUUACAAAAGAAAAAAAAAAUUCUCGGUUAAAUUCUUUAGAUAUUAAAUUUUCUUUACCUCUCCAUAUGUCUGUUCAAGAUAAAAUGGCAUUUUCUUCUUUCUGUACUUUUUCUAACAUUUCAUCUGUGAAUUGGUAACUUUAUUUUAUUUAAUUUUUUUUUACUUGCUUCUGUAAGUUUUGUGUAAUAAUAUGUGGUGCACAAGGAGUUUAAAUAUUAAAAGAAAAAAGAAAUAUUGAGAUACUACUACAUUUUUCAUACAAAAAAGAAAAAAAAUUACAAGUUAAAUUCCUAAAUUGCUUUCUGUACUAUCCAAAAUAUGCUUUAUAAAAUUUCAUUUUAUUUUCCAAUUUGUCAUUUUAUUAGAAUAUUUUAAUAUAAUUUUAAUCUUGUUAGAUAUAUUUAUAUAUAUCUAACAUCUUUAUGUGGAUAAGAAAUUAAAAACUGAAUUAUUGUUUUAAUGUUUUAUACUUUUGAUUCUAUUAUCAUACUUAACAUAUUUUGUCUUUAAACUCACCUUUUCAAUAUACAUAGUUCAUGGAAGAAUUUGAUGUAUCAUGAAAAAAAUCUUGUGAUGAACUGUAAGACUGAUUCAAACUGCUGCAAAAAAAUGCUUAUUUAUCAGAUACUAUACUAAGAUUAGUUUAUGAAUCUAUUUGUUUAGCUAUCAGCUUCAUAUUUAUAUUACAGCAAUUGUAGGUAUUUUAAAAUGUAUUAUGUACUUAUUUGAAAGCUCAGAACAAUAAUUUUGUUCUUAAAUGCAUGCCUCUAUCAGAAUUAAUCGAGGAAUUAGAGGUUGUAUUGGGUGUUAAUGAAGUGAUUGUAUAUUUUAUAAAGUUUGAAAAAAAUCUAAAUUAAAUCUUUGAAGAAAUGUAUGGGGGCCUAGAUUUAAAAUAAAUUUUGUUUAAUGAAAAUUUAACCAAAAUGACUGCUAUAAACUGGUUAAAAUUUUAACAAUUAGAUUGUGUAUAACUUUCAUCUUACCACCCAUUUCAUAGAAUAAUAUACAAAAUAUGUUAUUGUAGAAAGUAUACGCUUAAUUAAAAAAUAUGCUUUAUUAGUAUUCCUUAAGAAUAUUUGAUUAGAUUUGCUUAUAAACAACUUCUGUUCUUAACAAAUAAAACAGAAAACUUAAACAUGACAUUUUAAGAUGACCUUGUUAUAUGAACAGUACACAGUAAUCAAUGCUUUCUUUGUACCUGUUCGUAUAGCUAAAUAUUAUCACAUUUCUUUUCAGAAUUUAUUGCUCGAUUUUCAGGAAAGUUAGAUAUAGAAUGUCAAAAUAUAAAUUUCUAAUAAUAGACUUGCGUGAAAGUAUAAUGAGUAUGUUAAUUUAAUGUGAGGGCUACAUACAUUGACAGCUUACAUGCCUCUUAUAAGAUUUUCCCUCAAAAACAGUAAAGCAAUUACAAUUGGUUUUCUUUAUAGUUUACUAGAUUGCAAGGCAUUUCAAGAUAUUAUAUUUUUUAUACAAUAUAUAAUAAAAACUUAUUGAUUUCAUUAAGUACAUCUUAAAAUGGAAGGGAUAUACAUAAAACCAUUUUUAAACUUUAUUAUUUAUUUUGUGAAAGCUGAUAUAUUUAUUUUGAGUAAAGCAUACUAUAAUGCUUGAAUUACUCCAAUUAUUUUGCCUAGUUUUAAUUUUACAGAUUAUUAAUAUAACUUUAUAGGUAACUUGAUUUAUUUUUAUCAUUGCCUGAAAGUAUUUCCUUAGUUGUGUAUUAUUUUGAAUGUUCUUUUGAUAAUUAUUAAAUUAUGAAUGAUCAAGUAUUUCAAGUUCUUCAGCUUGUUCAUGCUAUUUUUUAUGUUUUUAAGUUUAUAGGUUCUUUUUAUAUCUGAAGAACUUAGGUGAACAGUUUCAUUCUCAACAAUCGAAAUGCUUUAUGGCAUGUCAAUGGAAAAAUUAUAGUGUCAGUUGUAUUGUGAAUGCACAUUUUCAAGUGAAUUUUGCUUCUGAAGGAUAUUUCUGAUUCUUGAAGUACGAAUAGAAUAACUUAUGAUAACUGAAAUUACAACUAAGAAUAGGUAUUAUGUAAAUUCUGUAAAAAUUUAAAUCUAAAUGUAAUAAGGUUCAAUGCUAGGUACUUUAUAUGUGACAUGACAACUUCUGCCCAUCUCAAUCCCAAAUUUAAUCAAGACCACAUUGAACGAGCAGAAUCCAUGGAUUUAUACCCCUCUUUUAAUGAGAAUAUUAUUUUAGGCUUUAAUUUUAAAAAGUUAUUUAACAUGCAAAAACCUCUCAACUCUCUUUUGUUUUUCAAUAUUUGAUUUGUAUUUAGAUAUUUAUUCAUAAUCUACACCAAACUAAGAAUGCUGUUUUGCCUAGUUUAAAAUUUUACAUUAGCAUGUUUGUCUUCUAACUUGAUGUGAAAACAUACUACCAUUCAAUCUAUAUUUUUCUAAUUCAUUUAUUACAUUAGCAUGUUUGUCUUCUAAUUUAACAUGAAAAUAUAACUACCAUUCAAUCUAUAUUUUGCUAAGCCACUUAAAAAAAUGAUGUAGACACCAUGUGACUUCCUUCUAUGCUUAUUAACACACUUUUUUGCCCGCACUUCAUGUAAAAUUAUUUCUUUGCAUUCUAACUUAAUUAACCGAUUUCUCAAAACAAGUUGAAAAUGAUAACAAAACCAUGCCAAACAUGGAUAAUUUUCAUCAUUUUAACAUUUUAAAAGCUUCUAUUACUGGAAGUAUAUAUCUAUGAAAAUAAAGGCCAGGUAAGGGGAGUGAGUGCAUAUAUAUAUAUACCCUUUAUUUUCAUUCUAUAUAUAUACACACAUACACCUUUGGUAGAGUCAAUUGCAAUAAAAACGGGAGGUGAUCAGCUGGGUGUUAUAGCAAUCACAUAUACAAAAUUUUUCACAAUUAUAAUACUUCUUUGACUUCAUACAAGGAAGUUCCCGCCCUCCUCCUCAAAAAAAAAAAAAAAAAAAAAAAAAAAAAAAAAAAAAAAAUGCGUU